AUGGUUAGCGAGGUCUUCUCAGAAAUCGACCCAACAAAGUACAAGAAUACCUUGCCCGGUUACAGUGCUCAGGGUGCCUGCAAGUUUGGAUCCUACGAGUUCUUCAAGAACUACUAUUCUUACAUGGUUGGACCAGAGAAUGCAGCCAACUACAAAACUUUCAUAUACUUUGCUGCUUCAGCGUCUGCAGAAGUCAUUGCCGAUGUUGCUCUUUGCCCCAUGGAGGCCGUCAAAGUUCGCUUCCAAACUCUGAGGUCAAUUCUGAGGACUCUACAAAGGCCUGGUUCCUCUUUGGGAGCGUCUGACAGAUUCCAUGUAAAUACCAUGGUGAAAUUUGCCUCUUUCCAAACAAUUGUUGAGAGGCUGUACACUUAUGCCAUCCCAAGGCCUAAAGAGCAGUGUAGCAAAUCCCUGCAGCUUGGAGUGAGAUUGCUUCUGAUUCUUCUUACGACCAUACAAUUGGAGUUUUUGACGCCGAAGAAUCACUCUCUUUAG
Molecule: messenger RNA, 495 nt
Organism: Cucurbita maxima (winter squash)
Lineage: Eukaryota; Viridiplantae; Streptophyta; Magnoliopsida; Cucurbitales; Cucurbitaceae
Product: mitochondrial phosphate carrier protein 3, mitochondrial-like
Exons: 4
Coding region: 1-495 (164 amino acids)
Biological process (GO): mitochondrial phosphate ion transmembrane transport
Cellular component (GO): mitochondrial inner membrane
Molecular function (GO): phosphate transmembrane transporter activity
Source: RefSeq, a predicted model, not a curated record